Pseudomyrmex gracilis is the source of this 4046-nucleotide messenger RNA. It is a transcript of the gene tup, whose product is annotated as insulin gene enhancer protein ISL-1. Gene Ontology annotation, molecular function: DNA-binding transcription factor activity, RNA polymerase II-specific; cis-regulatory region sequence-specific DNA binding. The transcript has 6 exons. Gene Ontology annotation, cellular component: nucleus. The record is from RefSeq and is a predicted model, not a curated record. Bases 1489 to 2832 code for a protein of 447 amino acids. NCBI's taxonomy places the organism in Eukaryota, Metazoa, Arthropoda, Insecta, Hymenoptera, Formicidae. Gene Ontology annotation, biological process: axonogenesis; neuron fate specification; positive regulation of transcription by RNA polymerase II.
UAGCGAGACACGUAACUGGCAGUCAGUGGCUCCCAGGGCCCCGCGCUGUCAGUCUCGUUGGGGUAGUUUUGGUGCAACUGUGUGUUUCUCUCUCUUUCUCUCUCUCCUUCUCUCUUUCUCUCUCUCUCUCUCUCUCUCUAUCUCUCUUUCUCUCCCUUUUUUCCCCUCUCUCUUUCUCCCGGUGCCUCCCCUUUCUUUCUCUCUGUGUUUCCGCUUACCCCCUUCCUUCCUCUUCCGCGGUCUCUACCUCUUUCCUCGGCGUCUCCUUGUUCGCACUUCUGCCCACGAUGAUUGUUUCUUUUUGCCUGCCCUUGUCUGCCGUCGUUCCGCCGGUCGGUGUGUUUCGCGAGCUCCGAUAGUGGAUCCGUGGCUUGUGUUCAUGUCGGCGUCGUUGUUAGGUAUUAGCAGUGAGUGAUACGAGCGUACCGAAUAACGACGCUUGGUACCCCUUUUUUUUUUUUUAGUGCCGCGACGCGAUCCCGAACGGACCGGUUGGACACUGGAUUGGUUUUUUUUUUUUGGAAGCUGGUUUGGUAAGAGUGAACGCGAGUCCGGAACAUAUAUCGGGGAACGUUGUUAAAAGAGCUUCAUCGUUGAUUGUUGCCUGCACAGUUGCAAAAAAAUCGCCCACCGAAAAAUCGCGAUACACCUACUACCUGACAUAGGUAGCGGGUGUGGUAUAUUGCGACAGAGCUGCGGUUAAACCUGAAGUCGCGAUACUCGACUUGAGAGAGAGAAGAAGAAGAAGAAUCCGUUCUACGCGCGAGAGACACCACGAAGAGAAUCGUGAGAGACUUGCGUCGGUGGAAAAACUAAAUAAACCGAGCCGGAUGAAACUGGGAGAAAAUUUCCGACGAAGCGAAACCGUGGAAAUGCUAUGUAAACGGAAUUAACUUGAGGAAGCAUUUGUGAUGAGAGUGGCCGGCUCGAGCUGUACGAAUGCUCGCGACGAAGAUUAAAUUCUGGGGCGCCAACCCACAACUGGGAAUAGAAAAUUCAAUUCAUUUUUUUGUGUGAAAAAAAAAAAGAAUCAGUAAAAAAAACUCGUCACCAUCUUAAACCGAGUACGCACUUUUCCUCGAUCGGAUUUUUGAUAUGACAAGUAUGGGUCGCAAUACAGCAGGUAUUAACGUCGUGCGAUUUGCAACGAGAUAGUUUCCCUGUAUAAUUUUCUAAACUCUCAACUUCGCGCGAGAGGAUUUUCCGAGUUCUGGUGUUGAGAUUGAUUCGGAGUGAAGGAGAAAAAAAAACUCGCGCGCGCACAACGCGUUGCGUACAACCGCACUCCGGAGCAGUUUUUGACGCGCCCGGGUGACUCUAUCUCCGCACAGCGUCCCGAAGGGGAGAGCAGUUUGACGCGGUCGAAGUUUCGCGAAUUAAAGAGUUACGGCCGCGGGUGGUCGGUACGAAGGCUUCAAGAUUGCUCGAAAACCGUCGCGCGAGGUGCGCAGGAGUGGCAGAGCUGCGGAAAUAGGGGGUGCCGGAGUAAUGCAGCGGGUGGGCGCAGCCGGGGGGCCCGGGCCCAUCGGCUUUCAGGGCCCUCCAAGAUCACUGAAAAUCUCACCUGUGAACAUACAGGACGAACCUGCCGAUCCCACGCAGAAAGGUAGAAGUUCGCUCUGCGUUGGGUGCGGCGGACGGAUUCACGACCAGUGGAUUCUGAGGGUAGCGCCGAAUCUGGAGUGGCACGCGGCGUGUUUGAAAUGUGCCGAGUGUCAACAAUUUCUGGACGAGAAGUGCACGUGUUUCGUACGAGACGGCAAGACAUAUUGCAAGCGCGAUUACGUUAGGCUUUUCGGCACGAAGUGCGACAAGUGCAGCCAGUGCUUUAGCAAAAAUGACUACGUGAUGAGAGCGAAAACCAAGAUCUAUCACGUGGAGUGCUUCCGAUGUACCGCCUGUUUGAGGCGACUCGAGACCGGCGACGAGUUCGCUCUGCGGCAGGACGGUCUUUUCUGCCGACACGAUCACGACGUUCUCGAGGGCGGGAAACACUGCACCGGACCGGCCGGUUUACCCGGAAGCGAAAAUAAUAAUAACGCUUCUCUGACGAACAACAAUCACCAUCUACAUCCAAACGACGGCUCGAUGUCAGAUUCCGGAUCCGAGAGCGGAUCGCACAAGGCGGGCGUCGGUAGCGUUCGCGGUUCGGGCGGUCACAAAAGCGGCGGCGGUUCCGACGGCAAACCGACGAGAGUGCGCACGGUUCUAAACGAGAAGCAAUUGCACACACUCAGAACCUGCUACGCCGCGAAUCCGCGUCCGGACGCUCUCAUGAAGGAGCAGCUCGUCGAAAUGACCGGACUGAGCCCGCGUGUAAUCAGGGUAUGGUUUCAGAACAAGAGGUGCAAAGACAAGAAGAAAACGAUCGCGCUGAAGCAACAAAUGCAGGAGAAGGACGGUCGUAAGUUGGGUUUCGGGGGCAUGCAUGGCAUUCCCAUGGUUGCCAGCAGCCCCGUGAGACACGAAAGUCCAAUCGGCAUGACACCUCUCGAAGUCCAGGCUUAUCAGCCACCGUGGAAAGCGCUUUCCGACUUUGCGCUUCACACGGACUUGGACCGAUUAGAUCCCAAUGCACCGUCUUUUCAUCACUUGGUGUCUCAGAUGCACGGCUACGACUUGCACGGAGGACCCCCGCCGCAAUUGCCACCCCCCGGAAUGCUCGGCGGGCCGAUGAAUGACGGCGGGGGCGGCCCGUUACCGCCCCCGGGGCCUCAUCAUCCGGGUAGCGGCGGGCCGGAUAUAGGUCAGCAUCCCGAUAGCACCGACAGCUACGUGACGUACGUCGAGAGUGACAGUGACUCGUUUCAUCACGAUACGGGAAGUCCAUAGUGUCGUGCGCGCCAUGAAUACAAACCAACAUCCCCGUCCUUCGCUUUCGUAGCGACUCUCGUCGUGAUACUCGCCAUGGCGGCGAGAUGCUUGAUUAAGCGGCGCGACGGAUUCAGUAGCUCGGAACGUACCGACACGGAUGAUAUUUUACAUACCAAAGGACUCACAUCGAUUUCUCAACGAUAAUCAAACAGGCUCCGCACCGCCCACGAUCAGACGGGACACAUCGCAAUAUCGAAAGAAAAAUGAUUUGAAAAAAAAAAGAAUAAAAAACAAUAAUGAUGCAUUAAAAAAAAAAAAAAGCGAAAGACGACAUCUUCCCACAAAGUAAUAUUGUACGAAUAAGUUUUCUUUAGUUCAAACAAUUUCUUUUUCACGAUGUAGCGAGAGAGAGACACUGUCACAAAAAUAGUUGUCUUCUUAAUUAGACGUUGUUUAAAGAAAUAAAAGUGUUUGGACUUAAAAGAAUUUCGCCAUCUUACGUGCUCUCAUUAAUUACCGACAAAAAAAUAAUUGACGAUUCUCUCGCGUCAGAACGUUAUUCCGCUUUCUUAUCAUUCGACAUUUUCAACAAUGUUUUUCAUCAUUCGUAUAUUGCGUUGUAAUAAUACUGAUUAAAAAAAAAAAAAAAAAAAAAAUCACUGUUAUUCCCGACAGUCUAUCACCGAAAACUCGUAAGCGGUUUACAAACGCGCGUGUCGUUGUAACUGCCUGUAUAUAUUUAAAAAAAAGAAAAAAAAACAAAACAAAACAAAAGAGAAGCGAUUCAACAACAUUCGGCGAUGAAAACUAUACUGUACAUAGAGUUGCUAAUUACUGUAAAUCUGAGCGAUGUUUAAAUCACAAUGUACUCAGGCGCAAGUUGUAGCGUAGAAUAUGAAUAGUGGAAUAUACAUAUAUAUAUAUAAUUAUAUAUAUAUCUAGGCACAUUAUUAAAUUUACAUUUAAUGAUUGCAUUAUUCCAAUUAUGUUAAGUUUCACGAAAUGGCAGAAAUGUGCUUGCGAAAAAAAGAAGCAAAAAAAAAAAUAGCAAACAUGACAUUUUAAUUUCUUCGGCGAGAAAGUUGCCGUUUUUUUUAUCGUCGUUGAUAUUCUGUGUUAUCUUUCAAGUUUGUACGUACGUCUAAAUCUAAAUGUGAAAGGCGCGCGCGCGCGUUUCUGUAUUUACAUAACACAGAUCGAUCUUUGUUGGGAAAAAAAAAAAAAAAAAAAAA